This is a messenger RNA of Prosopis cineraria, 1879 nucleotides long. Its product is annotated as protein HYPER-SENSITIVITY-RELATED 4-like. Bases 293 to 1699 code for a protein of 468 amino acids. The record is from RefSeq and is a predicted model, not a curated record. Lineage: Eukaryota; Viridiplantae; Streptophyta; Magnoliopsida; Fabales; Fabaceae. Gene Ontology annotation, molecular function: ATP binding; ATP hydrolysis activity. The transcript is spliced from 2 exons.
AGUGAAAGUAAAAAAUGGAGUGAAACCCCAACCGAAGCCAAGUGCUGUGAAGAAACACUAUGGAAUCAUGGAAGGCCAGAAGGGUGGUCGUCGUCGUCGGCGUGGUGGACACUCAGUCAGCAAGUCAACGCAGAAAAUGUCUAACAAAGCGACAACGGCGACGGCGAAAAACUGAGCCCCUGAUCUUCAAUUUCUUUAUCUUCGCGCUCGAACAACAUCUUCCGUUGAUAAAGAAAGCCAGCAUCUUCCGCAUUCAACAGUUCCUUCCAAGAUCCUCGAAUUCCAGUCUACCAUGAGUUUCAAGACCCUUCAUUUUCCUCCCAUCCAAACCAUAGUCUCCACUGCCGCCUCCAUCGCCGCUUCCGCCAUGAUCAUUCGUUCACUUGCUCGAGAGUAUCUACCUGGUGACCUUCAGUACUAUAUCAACUCCAAAUUGCGAAAACUAUUUGCCACACUCUCCUCUGAAUUCGUACUUAUCGUCGACGAAUUCGAGGGUCUUGGCAAUAACUAUCUCUUUCAGGCCUUGGAGGUCUAUCUCAGGCCCCAAAUCCAUCCCAACACGAGAAGUUUUAGGGUUACCAUGCCCAAGAAGGAGAACAAGAUUUCCGUUGUAAUGGAGAGGAACCAUGAAAUCAUCGAGAAGUUCAACGGGGUUGAGCUCAGAUGGAAAUUGGUUUCCAAAAAAAUCCCAUCCAAGUACAUUCAAGCCCCGGGAUCGGAGUAUUACCCCUCGACUGUAAAAUCAGAGGUUCAGUACUAUGAACUGCGUUUCAAUAUGAAGUACAAGGACACGGUUUUAUCUGAGUACUUGCCAUAUGUUAUGGAGCAAGCCAAGGAGCUGAAGGAAGAGCAAAAAACACUGAAGCUUUUCACUCUGAAGAGGGAAAGGGUUCGCUAUAGUGGAAGGCGUCCGGAAAUGUGGCAAUCAGUGAAUCUUGAUCAUCCCGCAACGUUUAAUACGUUGGCUAUGGAUUUGGAGGCGAAGCAGGGGAUCAUGGAGGAUCUCGACAGGUUCGUGCAGAGGAAAGAUUUCUACAGGAAAGUUGGGAAGGCAUGGAAAAGGGGGUAUUUGCUAUUUGGUCCUCCAGGAACAGGGAAAUCCAGUUUGAUUGGUGCAAUGGCCAAUUAUCUCAAUUUUGAUAUAUAUGACUUGGAGCUCACUGAUAUUAGGCGUAAUUCUGAGCUGAGGAAGUUGCUGAUUUCCACUGGGAAUCGGUCCAUACUUGUAGUGGAAGACAUUGAUUGCUCCCUUGAUCUGCAAGAUAGGCUUAAAAAAGCCAAAAUGUCCAAAGCUCCACUUCACCCAUUUGACUAUAAGGAACCAAAGGUGACGUUAUCAGCAGUGCUGAACUUCAUAGACGGGUUGUGGUCAAGUUGUGGGGACGAGAGGAUCAUAGUGCUCACAACAAAUCACAAAGACAGACUAGACCCUGCUCUGUUGAGACCUGGACGCAUGGAUGUGCACAUCCACAUGUCAUAUUGCACCCCAAGUGGAUUCAGAAUGCUGGCUUCUAAUUACCUUGGGAUCAUAGAACACCCUCUUUUUGUUCAAGUUGAGAGUCUGAUGAAGACCACCAAUGUCACUCCUGCAGAGGUGGGCGAGCAGUUGCUCAAGAACGAGGACCCUGAUCUUGCCUUGACAUGCCUCGUGGAUCUUCUCACACACAAGGCUGGGCAUAGCCUCGUGGAUCUUGCUUAACAAGAUGAACAUGUUGUGUAGUUUUUGAAUGCUAGUCUUACCUGGUAUAUAUGCGAUAUUUUACGUUUUGAGAUAUAAGUUCAAAAUGUAUAGUAUCAGAUUUCACAAUUGAAGGGCCAAAGCAGGGUAUCUGAAGGUGUGAAUACCAAGCUUUUGGUGAUUGAACGAGUUUAUGAAUAA